Molecule: messenger RNA, 786 nt
Organism: Beta vulgaris subsp. vulgaris (sugar beet)
Lineage: Eukaryota; Viridiplantae; Streptophyta; Magnoliopsida; Caryophyllales; Amaranthaceae
Exons: 1
Coding region: 1-786 (261 amino acids)
Molecular function (GO): nucleic acid binding; zinc ion binding
Source: RefSeq, a predicted model, not a curated record
AUGGCUACAGUUGGAUUUGGGUGGACCCAGUUCUCCGCCAAGCUGAAAGAGAGAUUUUACCCUGAUGAGUUGCGCUGGCAAAAGCAGGAAGAAUUUCUAUCUCUGACUCAAGGGAGUAUGGACAUCCACAAGUACACUGAGCGCUUCACGGAGCUGUCUAAAUUUGCUGGUACUGUCAUUCCCACCGAAGCUGAGAGGGUUAAGAGAUAUAUAAAGAAGAUGAAUCCGAGGGUAAGGACCCUGGUGCGGUGUUCAGGGAUUACUACUUUUCAAGCAGCUUAUGAGAUGGCCCUUAGUGUUCAUGCAUCAGUGAGAGAGGAAGAAGCUGUUAAGGCCGCAUCUGUGAGGAAGCCUUUUCCGUCUGUUGCCCCUGGUCCAGCUAAGAAGCCGAGGUUUGAGCCGAGUUUCCGUGGUGGAUACCAAGGCUCCGGUUCUAGGCAGGGUUCUAAUCUGUCCAAGUGUCGGAGGUGUGAGAAGCCUUUACAUCCGGUAAAGGAUUGUGAGGGUGUUGCUAUUGUUUGCUUCUAUUGUAGAGAGGCGGGUCACAAGAGUUAUGAGUGUCCCAAGAAUCCGAGGGCUACAGCUAAGCCCCCUGUUCCUCCUAGUCAUUCUGCUCAGCCAAGGAAUCGGGUUUACAAUAUGACUCAUUCCGACGCUGAUGUUCAUCCCGACGUCAUCUCUGGUACCUUUCUUGUUAAUUCUGUUCCUCCUUCUGAGUUGUUUGAUUCUGGUGCAUCUGUGUCUUGUGUGUCUAAUUCAUUUGCCAAGAAAGCUAAUUUGACUUAG